AUGUCAACGUCCAUAAUCCCCGACGCUCCGCCAAUCACGGACGGACAGCUGGAGCAGCUGCACGAUUUCGUGGCCGACAGCCGCCGGCUGCUGGUGCUGACUGGCGCUGGGGUGAGCACGGAGAGCGGCAUUCCGGAUUAUAGAAGCCCAGGCGGAGCAUACAGUAAGGGGUACAAGCCAAUGAUCCACCAGGACUUUGUUCGUUCCCUGUCUGCCCGGAGACGCUACUGGGCUCGCAGCUUCAUUGGCUGGCGGAGAUUUUCAGCUGCCCGGCCGGGCACGGCGCACAGGGCACUGGCGCGGCUGCAUGCGAGGGGGCGACUGGAGGGCGGCAUCAUCACUCAGAACGUUGACAGAUUGCACCACAUUGCGGGGAGCCCAGCCCUUGAACUCCACGGCACCACGCACGAGGUGGUCUGCAUGAACUGUGGAGACAUCUCGUGUCGAAGAACCUUCCAGGAAAGGAUCAAAGAAGCCAACCCUGAGUGGGCUGCAGCGGUGGAGCAUUUGGAAGAGGGCAGACCGGCAGGGCAGGAGGCAAAGUGGGCUGCAGCGGUGGAGCAUUUGGAAGAGGGCAAACCGGCAGGGUCGGACGAGUCAUUUGGCUUCUUCCCCCUUUCCCUUGCCCCCCAUUCCAUCUCUUUACUACUCGUGCAGUGGGCAGCAGCGGUGGAUCAUCUGGAGGAGGGCAAACCGGCAGGGUCGGACGAGUCAUUUGGCUUCUUCCCCCUUUCCCUUGCCCCCCAUUCCAUCUCUUUACUACCCGUGCAGUGGGCAGCAGCGGUGGAGCAUCUGGAGGAGGGCGGACCGGCAGGGUCGGACGAGUCAUUUGGCUUCUUCCCCCUUUCCCUUGCCCCCCAUUCCAUCUCUUUACUACCCGUGCAGUGGGCAGCAGCGGUGGAGCAUCUGGAGGAGGGCGGACCGGCAGGGUCGGACGAGUCAUUUGGCUUCUUCCCCCUUUCCCUUGCCCCCCAUUCCAUCUCUUUACUACCCGUGCGGUGGGCAGCAGCGGUGGAGCAUCUGGAGGAGGGCGGACCGGCAGGGUCGGACGAGUCAUUUGGCUUCUUCCCCCUUUCCCUUGCCCCCCAUUCCAUCUCUUUACUACCCGUGCAGUGGGCAGCAGCGGUGGAGCAUCUGGAGGAAGGCGGACCGGCAGGGUCGGAUGAGUCAUUUGGCAUGAGGAGGCGGCAGCAGAGGAGUGAAGAGACAAGAAAUGCUGGAAUGUCUGAACGGGAGUUGAUGGGCAUGCGGAGGCGGCCGGAUGGGGAUAUAGAGAUCACAGCGGUGGAGCAUCUGGAGGAGGGCGGACCGGCAGGGUCGGACGAGUCAUUUGGCUUCUUCCCCCUUUCCCUUGCCCCCCAUUCCAUCUCUUUACUACCCGUGCAGUGGGCAGCAGCGGUGGAGCAUCUGGAGGAGGGCGGACCGGCAGGGUCGGACGAGUCAUUUGGCUUCUUCCCCCUUUCCCUUGCCCCCCAUUCCAUCUCUUUACUACCCGUGCAGUGGGCAGCAGCGGUGGAGCAUCUGGAGGAGGGCGGACCGGCAGGGUCGGACGAGUCAUUUGGCUUCUUCCCCCUUUCCCUUGCCCCCCAUUCCAUCUCUUUACUACCCGUGCAGUGGGCAGCAGCGGUGGAGCAUCUGGAGGAGGGCGGACCGGCAGGGUCGGACGAGUCAUUUGGCUUCUUCCCCCUUUCCCUUGCCCCCCAUUCCAUCUCUUUACUACCCGUGCAGUGGGCAGCAGCGGUGGAGCAUCUGGAGGAGGGCGGACCGGCAGGGUCGGACGAGUCAUUUGGCAUGAGGAGGCGGCAGCAGAGGAGUGAAGAGACAAGAAAUGCUGGAAUGUCUGAACGGGAGUUGAUGGGCAUGCGGAGGCGGCCGGAUGGGGAUAUAGAGAUCAGUGAGGAGGAGUGGGAGAGGCACGGGGAGUUUAUUGUGCCGAGCUGUGGUGCAUGUAGCGGCGUGUUGAAACCCAAUGUUGUACUUUUUGGGGACAACCUUCCACCUGCCCGCAACCAAGAAGCUGCCCGGAUGAUGUCAUCUGCCGACUCGCUAUUGGUCGUUGGCUCCUCGCUGAUGGUGCUCUCAGCUUUCAGGAUCGCAAGCCAAUGCGUGCAAGAAGGCAAGCCGUUAGCACUGAUAGCUGUGGGGCCAAACCGCGCUGAUGGGAUUGCUGCAGCACACCUCACCACCCACUUCCCAAACCCUUCAUACCCCAACCCGUCACACUCCCCCACUCCCAUGCCCCAGCCAAUGCGUGCAUGA
Messenger RNA from Closterium sp. Naga37s-1, 2259 nucleotides. NCBI's taxonomy places the organism in Eukaryota, Viridiplantae, Streptophyta, Zygnematophyceae, Desmidiales, Closteriaceae. The record is from the annotation of a GenBank genome assembly.